This is a messenger RNA of Drosophila kikkawai, 2865 nucleotides long. RefSeq names its product scarface (gene scaf). The record is from RefSeq and is a predicted model, not a curated record. Gene Ontology annotation, molecular function: serine-type endopeptidase activity. Gene Ontology annotation, biological process: proteolysis. NCBI's taxonomy places the organism in Eukaryota, Metazoa, Arthropoda, Insecta, Diptera, Drosophilidae.
AUAUUCAAGUUGUUCGUACGUGCGUUAGUUCGGUUCUGAAAUAUCUCGGAUUCUCUUAGUGUUCCCAACAUUAACUUAAGAGCAAUCGCAAAGCAACCACCAUGUCGCGGUUUCGGAAGCAACUUGUGCUAGUAUUUUCCUUAGCAGUGCUGGAAUUGGCCAACGCAGACUACCAGGGCAACAUGUUCCUGAACGGUCAGUACCAAAACGGUGUGAAGGAGCACAGGGAGACGCAUCACUCCGUCAACCCCACGUCGAAUGUCUUCCUUAACCACGCCAUUAUCAGUCGGCAAGCCUCGCCCUUCCAGGGGCCCACGUACCUGCCGCCCAAGGAAUAUUUGAAGUGCAGUCCCGGCCAGCAGUGUGUGCGCCAGAGUCAGUGCGUGAAGGGCUUCUUCAGCCAGCAGCUGCCCAGGAUCCAGAACUGCGAGCCGGAAACUGACAUAUGCUGCACCUAUCGAGCACAAGAGACCACAACAUCAACGACCCCAGCUCCAGUGACGCCUGCGUCCUGUCCACGCGACUCAGAUUGUGUGGCCCCUGAGGACUGCCGCCGCGGGGAAAUUAGUGCAAUCAACUACGUUAAAAAGCAAGGGCCGAACCGCUGUUACGCACCUGAGGUGUGCUGCCGCAUGCCCUCUACCACGUUAACCGAAGACGGCUACAUCUUUAAUCUGCCGGAAAAGAAUUUCCCUCUGCCGACGAACCCCACCGUGCCCGCCCUGCGCACCACCCAAGCGUCUUACCGUCCGCAGCCCUCAACUACGGUGCCAACCACUCGACCCACCAACGAGUAUCUGCCGCCUCCCCAGACAACACGGCGCCCCAUUUACCAGGUCCCCCAAACCACCCGGCGUGCAGUCCCCCAGCCGCCCCCUACGACUCCCCGCGCCUUGUCGCUGCCACCCCAAACCCAGCCCGCCUAUCGUCCGCAGCCAACCCAGCCGCAGCAGCGUCCAAGCACUACGCGCCGCCCUACCAACGAAUACCUACCUCCAGUGUCAGCCAACGAGAUUCCACGCUAUGAGCCCGAUCGCGUGCCCCAGCCCUCUAAUGAGAAGCCCAUCUACCGCGGAGAGGACCAGCUAUCGCCUCAAAUCUUCCCCACCCCCCAGCCAGGCAACGUUCCCAAACACUUUGCUAAAUGUGCCUCCGCACUGGUUUGUACUUCUGAAAAUUACUGCAACGCCAUCGGAGUGCUCUCCGAAACUCCCGUCGAACUGUCUCCCAUGGAGGCAGCCUUCCGCGUGCCGCUUACCGACUGCCUUCAGGCUGAGAAUGGUUCGCCUGGAAAGUGCUGCCGCGACCCCAACUACGUGGAUCCUUGGCCUGUUAACCUAGCAGGAGUGUGCGCCACCAGAAACAAGCGCACAAAGCCAACUGGAGUCAAGGACCUAGACGCCAACUUUGCUGAGAUCCCUUGGCAGGCAAUGAUCCUGCGCGAAUCCAGUAAAACGCUUCUCUGCGGCGGCGCCAUCAUUGGUGAUGAGUUUGUUCUAACCUCUGCCAGCUGCGUUAAUGGCCUACCAGUUAACGACAUCCGCAUCAAGGCCGGCGAGUGGGAGCUGGGAAGCACCAACGAGCCCCUGCCCUUCCAGCUGACCGGCGCCAAGACUAUCGACGUUCACCCCUCGUAUGAUCCGACAACCAAUGCCAACGACCUGGCCAUCAUCCGGUUGGAGAAGCGUUUGGAGUUCGCCACUCACAUACAACCCAUCUGCAUCAGUGACGAAGAUCCCAAACCAUCGGAGCAGUGUGCCACAUCCGGCUGGGGCAAGCAGGCGUUGUCAAUCCAUGAAGAAGGCGCCAUUAUGCACGUAACAGACACGUCGGCUCAGGGCCGCAGCGACUGUAAUGCCGAUGGCAGCAGCGUGUGCAGCGCCACCAAGUUCGACGCCUGCCAGUUUGACGUGGGCAGUGCACUCGCCUGCGGCAGCGGCUCCAACGUCCGCCUAAAGGGAAUUUUCGCCGGCGAAAAUUCCUGCGGCGAGGGCCAGACUGUGCGCUUUGCCAAGCCCGAUAUCAAAUGGAUAAACACAGCAUUUGCUGACAGAAACAAACCUCUGCUGUUGAAGCGUUUUUAAGAUAGCCUGAACACCGAUGGAGGGAGAGAUUCGGAUGACAAAGGAGCGCAAAUUGUCAAUUUUAAGGGAAUGGAUAUUGGUUGAAUAUUCAUUUCCACACCUCAAAAUGGGUAGUUGUGGCACAGCUUAUAUUCGGAUGUAAAACAUAUAGAUAGCUCGAAUUCGGCAUAAAAUGUAAAAUACUUGAUUAGUAAGCUUUAGGGUCUUCAAAUUAAUUUUUUGGGGCAAACGACGCACCUCAUCUACAAGGAUAUUGAGAUUAUAUGAAAAGCACGGGUCGACAAGACAUAACUUUAUUUGCAUGAUGAAAACGUUUCUGAUGCGACUUUCCCUACGAACAACAUUCAUUCAGGAUAAUGAUCGGUUAGUCUGUACCAUUUAAUCGUUCAAGUACCUGUGUAUUUAGUUUAAACACUCUCUACAAAGUAAGCCUUAAAACACAGUGUACACUUUUGAGGCAUAAUUAAAUUGCUAACUCUGCCAUCUGCUCUACCACAUCUCAGCUGCUACAUCCACAAAUAUUUUAACUUUUAUUUAAAAGCCCUUCCUAUAUCGUAUGUCAGAUAUAUAUAUGUUAAUACUCGAAACAUGUUGUAUAAAGUGUCUACACCUCUAAAUUUAGAUUGUAAUUUAAUUAAAUAAAAAACAAUAUUUAGAUUUAAAAAUAUUGGCUUUUUGUACUCGAAGCGUGGUUCUUUUGAAAUUGACUUUAAUUAAAAAUCGAAACGAAAAACGAUUGUAAGAACAUCUAAUGUUUAUGGGUCUUUCGAAUCAACUGGUA